This is a messenger RNA of Exophiala spinifera, 1995 nucleotides long. RefSeq lists its product as uncharacterized. Gene Ontology annotation, biological process: attachment of GPI anchor to protein. The record is from RefSeq and is a predicted model, not a curated record. Lineage: Eukaryota; Fungi; Ascomycota; Eurotiomycetes; Chaetothyriales; Herpotrichiellaceae. Bases 1 to 1995 code for a protein of 664 amino acids. Gene Ontology annotation, cellular component: GPI-anchor transamidase complex; membrane. The transcript is spliced from 2 exons.
AUGGGACUGAUAAGAUCCUACCUCUCCAACUUCCGCAGGGACGAUCCACGUCUCCUUCGGAUUCCUCCCUACCUCUCUGCCCUCUGCAUUCUUGGAGGCAUCAUAUGGAUCCUGCUUCUACCCCUAAACGAAUACUCAAGACGAACAUACAUCUCGGAGAACGCCCUCCUGCCCGGCCAGGUCCACACGUACUUUGGGGGAAGUGAACAGAAUGUCUUUCGAGCUUACAGGCACGAGCUGGCCACUGUCCUGGACAGUUCCGCCGCGGAGAGUUAUCGAAGUUUGACAAGAGAAGAACAACGUGUAGCGGAAGCCGAGACAAGCUCCAAAAUACAAGAGCUGUUCCGGAACGCAGGCCUGAAAACCGCAAAGCAACGCUACUCCUACACUUCAUCUGGUCAGACUUACGAGGGUGAGAAUGUGUAUGCGGUCCUCCAUGCACCCCGGGGAGAUGGCACGGAAGCGAUUGUGGUAGUUGCUGCUCUGAAGAAUAUUGACGGUGCUUUCAACAUCAAUGGAGUCCCUCUUCUGAUCUCUCUGUCAAGAUAUUUCAAAAGAUGGUCACUUUGGUCGAAGGACAUCAUCUUCUUAGUGACCCCGGACAGUUCGGCAGGCCCGCAGGCAUGGAUUGAAGCGUAUCACUCCACGCAUGACCCAGAGAAGGUGCAAGAUCUGUCGUUGAAGUCUGGCGCUCUCCAGGGAGCUGUCUGUAUCGACUACCCAUUCGAACAUCGCUUCGAGACAUUUCACAUCGCUUACGACGGAAUCAAUGGGGCGCUGCCUAAUCUUGACCUGUUCAACACUGCUGUGACUAUCGCUACAGGCCAAAUGGGUAUCGGAACCUCAAUACAAUUUCAGCACACAUACACCAAGCCGGACGAACAGAGCGAAUACCCGUCUCGACUCCAAACACUGGUCCGCGGAAUGUCUUCUCAGGCGCUCGGUCAAGCUACAGGACCUCAUUCUGGUUUUAUGACCUACCAUAUUGACGCCAUCACUUUGACAGCCAUUGGCCAAGGCUGGCAAGAUGAAAUGGCGUUUGGCAGAACGGUCGAAAGUAUCUGCAGAAGUCUCAACAAUCUGUUGGAAAAGCUCCAUCAGAGUUUCUUCUUCUAUCUGUUGAUGCAGUCUAAUCGGUUCGUGAGCAUCGGUACCUACCUGCCGAGUGCGAUGACGAUUGGAGCGGCGUACACAAUCAUGGCAAUUUACCUCUGGGUUCUGAGUGGCUAUCAACUAGUUCAGAAACCAACGGAGGUCAUCAACGAAAAGUCGAGCAUUUCAUCACCUAGCGCCACGCCCACCAAGGAGACAAGGCUGAGGCUCGAAUUCGUUCCACAAGACAGACAUCUUGUCCUUCCUAUUGCGUUGGUGGCAGCUGUGUAUCUGGCAUCGUUAGUGCCUCUAUACCUGCUCACCUCACUCAGCCUAAGCGCUUUCCCAUCAACCUUCCUCCUUUUGACAAUCCUCCUUGUCGUCCUUCCCGUCAUUCUGGCAUCGGCGCUGUCAGACACACAUAACAAUACAACCUUACCUUCCUUCUCCGCUCCGUCGCGAGAGCAAUACGUCCUGAUAAAGUCGCUAAAUCUGCUGUUGCUCGGUCUGUUCCUCACAGUCCUGGCUACCUUGAACUUCAGUCUCAGCAUGUCUCUCGGUAUUGCAUGCAUACCGUUGGCGUUUGUGGACAGGAGCCAGUCGGGUGGCGUUGCUCUGCUCCAAUAUCUGCUCCUGGCUGUCAUGAGCCCGAUGGGCCUCGCAGCUGGAUUGGUUGCAAACGGGUGGUUGUCGCUUGGAAAGGGGGAUGUUCUACUCGAAUGGCUACAAAAGCUUGCCUUUGGGUGGAACGUCUGGGGAAGCUGGGGCGUGCCUGUCGGUAUUCUGUGUAUCUGGUUGCCGUCGUGGGUUCUCAGCUCGACGCUGGUCGCGAGUUCAUGGUUUCAGACUGGUGAAGGCGAAAAGCCUAGUUUAACCUCAGAGUCGAAACCGGAGCGAACUUGA